Zootoca vivipara (common lizard) is the source of this 4447-nucleotide messenger RNA. Lineage: Eukaryota; Metazoa; Chordata; Lepidosauria; Squamata; Lacertidae. The record is from RefSeq and is a predicted model, not a curated record.
UGCCACCAUAGAGAGCCCACAUUUGGUGACCAGCUGGUGCCAAGACCCACGUCGCAGGGGAUGCUGUAAACAGUGCUUUUGUCCCCAUCAUUUUCUCUCCCCCCCUGCUUCUUUUUAUUUUAUCCCACUCCCCUCCAAAAAGAGAGAGAGAGAGAGUGCUGUUUUCUCUCCUUUUGCUCAAUCUGCGCUUGGCAGCCGGAGAACUGUCAGCCGCCUGAAUGAUCUGAUUCUUCCCUUGCGCCAAUUUAUUCCUGGCCAGAUGCAGUGGAUUCUGUUCCUGUUGCUGUUAUUCGUAAACUCCAUGGAAAUGCUCGCUCAAGCCAGGAGGAAGAAACGAGUAAGCACCACGUUGUUUGAGAACUGCACCGGGUGUGUCAUGUGUUCGGAGGACAACGGAUGCAUCUCCUGCCAGCAGAGGCUCUUCCUGCUCAUCUGGAGGGACGGGAUCCGGCAGUACGGUGCCUGCGUCCACGCCUGUCCACCGGGAUACUUUGGGGUGCGAGGCCAAGAGGUCAACCGUUGCAUUAAGUGCAGGUCGCCCAGCUGCGACAGCUGCUUCAGCAAAGACUUCUGCAUGAGAUGCAAAGAGCAAUUCUACCUGCACAAAGGCAAAUGCUUCAGUUCGUGUCCCCAGGACACUGUGGUCCAGCACAGCACCCGGGAAUGCCAAGAAAAGUGUGAGGUGGGUCCCUGGGGCAGCUGGAGCCCCUGCAACAACCAAGGGCGGACGUGCGGCUCCAAGUGGGGCUCGACGACCCGGGUCCGCGAGGUCCUCAGGCCCAGCAAAGAUGAUGCGGCCGCGUGCCAGACGCUCUCCGAGUCCAGGAAGUGCCGCUUGAAGAAGAUCUGCCCAGGAGAGAAGAAGGAAAACAAAAAGAACGGAAAAAGGGAAAGAAAACAGAGGAGGAAGAAAAAGCUGGAAUCUCUCAUGGUUAUUUAAUCGCCGUCAGAUCAAGUGGAAAUGUCAGGGAGGGGAGCAGUACAUGAGGCAGUCCAGCAGGGGGCAUCCUAGUGGACGGAAAAAAGACCUUCUUUCUCUGCCUCUGCGAGGUUCCUUCCUCAUCUAUUUUUGCAUUGUUGUUGUUUUUCCAUCUUUUCCAUCCAGAUCACGUUGCACAAUCCUUCUUUCGAGAAAGAGAGAAAAGGAAGCAUUUGCGGCCUGUCAGAUGUUUCCCCUUUAGAGGUCCUAAUUUGUUGCCACACACACACAUCUCCCUCCUCACCCUCAGAUUGCCGGGAUGUUCAUGAAGCGGCACAGACAGUAUGGAAAAGAACGCUGGGGCCGUACGGCAUUGUGUCGCUGACACUCCCUGCACAGCCUUCGUUGAACUGGAAAGGCACCCCAGAGGGAUUCAGAGAAGAGCAAAGAAGGAGGACGUCUCCCAAAGGAUGGAAAGAGGCUGUCAUUCAAAGGUGGAGCACCUGUUUGGGGCUGGGAAAGCCCUCUCGGCCUGAAGCCCCGGAGAGCUGCUGCUGGUCAGUGUAGACAAGCUGAGCUAGAUGGACCAAUGGCCUGACUUGGUAUGAGGCAGAUUCUUUUAUGUUCCAGAGGCGGCAAGGCACCCUGACUCAAAGGUCCGUGGCUUGUAGGCUUGUGUUUAUCUCCUUCCAAAGCAAUGCGAAUAUACCACAGAUGUUCACAAGUGGGUGGAAAACCAACUCUCCUGGCUUUCCCAAAUGGGCUGACCCAACUGCCUUGCACCCUUUGCCUGGGAGCAGGCGAGCUCACCUAGCAGAACUGAUGAACAGAAGAAGCUGGCCAGGAUCCGGCGUAUCUUUCCUCCUAAGAAGAGGCCGGAAAGACUUUAGAUGCGUUUGCUAGGCUGCCAUGCAAUGCUUCCCUCCUCUCUCUCUCCCGCCUCCCUUCCCCACUUGGAACCCAUAAAGGCAGGAUCCUCUCUGCACAGAUGCCAAAGCGGAUUGCCGGGAGUAUCUCUUGAUCUCCGCCUUCUUCGCGCAGGAGGAGUUGUGAUGGCUGGGCAGUUGACAGGGGCUCACUGAUGCUUGUGGAGAGUCCAGCAAGCCAAGCCCUAGACGUCCAGGUCCCCCUCUGUGCUGCUACUCCAGCACACUUUCGUUGGAGAGAGUCUUGCUGCAGCCAGGACGCAAGAUGCCUCCAUGUCAAAGAAGUCUUUGAAAGGCCUCCAGUGGUUUCUGUCCAUUCAGGCGACCAUGAGGGGUGCAUGAAUAUCCCCCCAAUGUUGUUCUUCCAUUUGUUUUUGGCAUUAAUAACACCACUCCUUUCGUUGUUUAUUGAAAUGGCAGUUGUUUUGUUAUUCACUUGCAAAAAAAUAUCCUUUCUUUUGCAGGCUUUCCUUCCUUUCCUCGUUUGCUGUGGCUUGGGCCCCAAAUUUGGAGCAGUGGCAAAAGAGCUUCAUUUCAUUGGCUGCAUCUUCCCAGCAACCCUUGCUUUAUUUUCCCAGAAUGCCCCUGGAUGUCGUGUCAUUCUGGAGCAAGGGGAGAGGAGUGUCAGGUACCAUUAAAUGACCUGGAAUGAUGCAACACCCAGGGCAUUCUGGGAAAAUAAAAUGUCUCCUGUUUCCACUGCCGGAACUUCACACAUACCCCUGAAUGACACACAAGGAAUGAGUGCCUAUGGCAGGGUUUCCCAAACUUAGGUCUCCAGCUGUUUUGAGACUACAACUCCCAUCACCUCUAGCUAGCAAGACCAGUGGUCAGGGAUGAUGGGAAUUGUAGUCCAAGAACAAUUGGAAACACAAGUUUGGGAAACCCUGGCCUGUGGGAUAUAAAUAAUGAACCUACCGUAGUUUUACCCACCCCUAUUGGUAUUUGCGAGGGUUGAACUGAAUUGGCUUAAUUUUGGUACAUUUUUAAAUUUGUUACGAAAUGAAUGCAUACCGAUGUACGGGGGGACGGGGAAGGAUUUGGGGUCUGAGCAAGCAGCACUCUAAGGCUACAGUCCGAAUGGCACUAUUCAAUGGGCCGGAUCCAGGCUAGGUUGGCUGAAGUUAGGGCUCAUUGAAAUCAAUGGGACAAGUUGGUUAUAACGACUUCAGGGGCGGAGGAAGGAGGGGCGGUGGGGGCGGACCCACCACUGAGGGGUGUGACAAAAUGCUAGGUGGCACUAGCCGCGGGACCUGCAGCGCACCCAAGCCGCAUGUCUCUCCUGGGAGUGAAACAGUAGCUUGGGCCCCCGCAGGCUCCGCGCUGCCCCAAACAGUCUGCCCACCGCCUCCCCCUCACCUGUAGGGCAGCUGAGUGUGAAAAGGCAGGCAGACUCCUCAGAGGCCCCAUGGAGUGUCUUGCCCCAGCUCGCCCCACCCCAUGGGCAACUAGUCCUGCCCCUGGGUGCAGGGUACGCACACCGCCCCUGGUGCCCAAUCGGCUUGCUCCGCCGCUGAACGACUUACAUCUCAUCAAUUUCAGUGGGAACUAAGGGCAACUAACUUCACCUGCAGCCGAACCAUCGGGGCUCACUUUGGAUUCGACAAACAUGGAAAGUUAAGGAAGGACAACUCUCUUGCCAGAGAACCCCUGGAAGUGACUCCAGCUCCUGAAAUGCCCCAGGACAGGGCCCAGAAGAGCAAUAACCCAGCCCAGUUUGUACAGGCAUAUCAUGAGGAUUUAUCCUGUAGUUGGAGCUGAGCCGUGUCUCUGCCUACCAUCUGCUACAAUGGUGUUGCAGAUUUUUCCAAGUCAAAAUUUUGAAGAGAGAGUGAGAGAGAGCGCAUUUGCUAAAUUAGUCCCAUAGCCGUAAUCCUUCCUGCUACAUGCUGAAUAUGAUCCUGGGUCCUAGGGUUGCAUUUCCCUGAAAAUAUAGUGGACACAACACACAGGAAGCUCUCCUGCAUGACCAGAACCUAGAGCAGCAAUGGUUUCCCACGAGGCCCAAACAGGGAGGAACUUCCCAGUGGAGAAAUCCUGUUAGUUCUACAGGAAAAACAAAGGAAGCAACAUUGCUCUAUAAGUGGCGAGGGAGGGCGACCUUUGAAGCCAGGAGCUGAGCAAGACCUUUAUUGGGAUAACUGAGCAAUACGUCACAAAAGUGGCGUGAGCUUUUGAGUUCCACAGGACUCUUCCUCAGCCUAGAGGUUGCAGGAAGUGAGGGGGGGCGUGAAAGGGAAAGGGGGGAAGUACAAAACAGCACCACAUUCAGCCCCCGAUUUGCAUCUUGGAACCGAGUCUGCAUAGUGACCUCGUGGAUAAGCAUCAGCUUAAUUUUUAUACUUAAUAAAGAAAUCCUCUCCCCCUUCCCACUUUAUGUUGUCCAACUGAGGGUUGUGGAAGGUCCAAAUUUACUCCCUUUAGGGUACUUUAUUUUAGUUACUUGCCUUUGAGAAAACUUGCACUGUAAGCCUACCUAGCUACAUUUCUUCAGCAAGAUGCAGAUUUUUUGAUAGGUUCCUGUGAUUCUGGAUGAAAGCAAAUGACAUUUUAUUGUUUCUAUAAAUAAUAAAUAAAUAUAUAUAUAUAAUAUAGAGAAUUU